This is a messenger RNA of Lactuca virosa, 1916 nucleotides long. Lineage: Eukaryota; Viridiplantae; Streptophyta; Magnoliopsida; Asterales; Asteraceae. The record is from the annotation of a GenBank genome assembly.
AUGAUGAAUGAUCAGCCACAACAAGAAGUAGAACCACAACCACAGCCACAAGAAGAACCAGAACCAGAACCACAGCCACAACCACAAUCGAGGAAAAAAAGAACAGCCACAAGACUAAUCGACCAUAAAGAGCCACACGAAGUUGAUUUCAACAAUAUUGGUCAGCAUGUCGGGAAGAAACAAAUUGGAAGAAAGUGCCAAUUGCUCAAAAAAGAUAUGCUAUGGUCGACAAUUAAGAAACGUUGGAAUAUUCCAAAUGACAACCGUAAAAAAGAUGUGCUUAGAACAUGCAACAGCCAGUGGAGAGCCUUCAAGAAAAGGCUUAAAAAGAAAUGCGAUAACCAAAGAGAUCCACUUGAGACAUACUCAUAUUUGGAAAGAAGUACAUUGCAGAGCUUUAGACAGAGAAUAUCAUCAGAGGAGUUCCAAGAGAUAAGUGAGAAAGCGCGGAUAAAAAGCGAGCGUUCACUGCAUUAUGUUAUGGGUAGAAGAUCUAAAAAUGAGUUGGGGUCGAACAUAAUACCGCCUACCAUACAACCCCCCAUAGUGGAUAAGCUUGUCGAUGUCCAGACUCAAAUCUCUGAAGGAGAUUUGGAGCUCAGUCCAGGAGAGGACUUGUUGACAAAUGUAAUAGGACCGGAGCACCCGGGCCGUACCAGGGCUGUUGGUCAUGAUGAAACGAUAGAUCUGAUGGGCUCCCAAUUGGAAAAGCUACAAGCACACUUUGACUUACAACAGGGGUCUAGGAACCAUGCCCCAGAUAAUGUAAGCUUAGGGGUUCAACAAAAUAAUUGUGGCUCGACUCCAACAUUAGAUGCUUUGGAUGCGAUAAAGAUGCCUACCCCUUGUGAAUUGGUGUUACCCUAUGGGGAGUUGGACCAAAAAUGUGCCAAGGGAUUGGUCUUUCCAUUUGGGAAUGGGGGCGGUUGGCACUGUAAUUCAAUGACCCCGGCUUGCAAUUAUUCUUGCAAAGGAACAAAGAGGGAAGAAACAAAUUCCAACCACAAGUUUGCCGAUUCUGGGAUUUUGGAAGUCGGGACAUAUGAUUUUUCGGUUACAUGUGAAGAAUAUUUUCGGCUGCUGAGAAAACAAACAACUGAUGCUUCCAUCAUAACUGCUUGGCAACUGAUUCUUCAUUCAAUGGUUCGGACACGUAUGAACAAAUGUGCUUUCUUGAACCCUUAUAAUAUUCUAGGGGAGGCAUGCCAGAAAAACCCAGAGGGUGUCGUUAGUUAUCUUGUUGAUUCCAUUCGUCUGCAUCACGGAAAAUUGUUUCUCAUUGCACCAUAUUUGCAACAUAAGCAUUGGGUGCUUUUGGUGAUUUCCCUUCGCAAUCGCGUUGUCUAUAUUUUGGAUUCUCUUAAGAAUCGUAUAGAAAAGUCUGCCGACUACCAUUACCUACUCAAAAAACAUGUGGACAUGGCUUUCAUGAGGUAUGAAAAAGACACUUCAACUCCAAUUGGAUGGAUUUUUGCUGAGUGCAACCAACAACUUGGUGGUUUAGAGAGCGGACAUUAUGUAAUGUGAUGGAUGUUUGAUUUCUUGACGACAAGACAACAUGGAUUUCUAAGUAAAUCCGGUAGCAUUUUGGAUGACAAAGGUCCCUUUGAGGAAAAGAUGUUGCUUGCAACUGUUGCUACCUGGUCUAGAGAGUUUUUGAAUAACUACAUGAAUGAUGUGGUCCUCUAAAAAAAGCAUAUAUGGGACGUUAGAAGAAACAACCACUACAAUUGAUUUUUUGGACAAUCCCUAUGCCAAGUCAAGACAAAUGUUUUUUUUUGUAAGUUUUCAUGCAAGUUGUAUGAUGUAUGAAAUUACUAAAUCCAUGAUUUCUUUUGCUACUUAGACAAUUGUCUUUGUUUGAUUAUAUUUUUAUCAAUGACUAUUAUGGUUUAUUUAACAUUUCCACAUAAAAA